AUGUCGAUGAACACCGACAGCAACGCAGACUCUAACGGCGGCGUCACCUACCGGGAGAUCUGCCCCCAGAGGCGGAUUUACCUCAGGGAUAGGCAGUUCGUAGUGCAGAAGGAGAUCGUUAGUGACGGUCCGGACAUUAACUGCGGUCGAGAAAUCAAUUCGACCCGACAUUUCUUCUAUAAGGCCACGAGUGAGGCACCUAUUAGUGUUACCUACCAUAAGGUUAUCAUCACGGGAGUUGCAUGCGGAGUGUGCAUCCCCUUCGCUAUUGGCCUCGCCACGAAGAUCUUCUAG
Molecule: messenger RNA, 294 nt
Organism: Coprinopsis cinerea okayama7#130
Lineage: Eukaryota; Fungi; Basidiomycota; Agaricomycetes; Agaricales; Psathyrellaceae
Exons: 3
Coding region: 1-294 (97 amino acids)
Source: RefSeq, a predicted model, not a curated record